AGGGAGGCGGCGGGCGGGCGGGCGGGGGAGCGGCCGGCGAGCCCAAUCGCGGGCGCCCCCGCCCCGGCCCGCGCGCGGCGCCGCCUCCGCCAUUGCUGCGAGCAGGAGCGCGCGCCGCGGAGGCUCGGAGCCCAGACCUGCCGGACGCGCGUGGGCGCCAGCCUCGGGUCUCCCGGCACGAUGGUGAAGUUGGGGAACAAUUUCGCGGAGAAGGGCGCCAAGCAGCCGCUGCUGGAGGAUGACUUCGACACCAUCCCCCUGAUGACGCCCCUCGAUGUCAAUCAGCUGCAGUUCCCGCCCCCGGAUAAGGUGGUCGUGAAAACGAAAACUGAGUAUGAACCAGACCGCAAGAAAGGCAAAGCGCGUCCUCCCCAAAUAGCCGAGUUCACCGUCAGCGUCACAGAGGGCGUCACUGGGAGGUUUAAGGUCUCUGUGCUGGUCCUCUUUGCCCUGGCCUUCCUCACCUGUGUCGUCUUCCUGGUUGUCUACAAGGUGUACAAGUACGACCGUGCCUGCCCCGAUGGCUUCGUGCUUAAGAACACCCAGUGCAUUCCAGAAGGCUUGGAGAGCUACUAUGCAGAGCAAGACUCCAAUGCCCGGGAGAAGUUUUAUACGGUCAUCAACCACUACAACCUGGCCAAGCAGAGCAUCACGCGCUCCAUAUCGCCGUGGAUGUCAGUGCUGUCGGAAGAGAAGCUGUCAGAGCAGGAGACGGAAGCCGCUGAGAAAGCAGCCUAGUGAGAUGGGCAAGGUCCUUACAAUGUAUCACUUGAAGGUAACAAAGGGACUCUGAGGGACAUUUCAUUAAAUCUAAUUACUGAUAAUUUAGAGGUUACUCAUUUAUGGUGCAACUUGCUUCUGUUGGCUAAUACUGCUUUGCAAAUAAAACUUGCUGCAGACCACCCAUGGGCAUAAAGCCCAGUGCAUCUCAGCAUUGCUUAAAGAGCUGUGAUGCCACUUGUCAUGUUAAGGAAUCUUGAUUUAGCUGCUUACUGGGAUUUACUGGAUGCUGUCAAAGAAUAAAUUCACACUGGCUAUGCAAGGGGGUUGGACUUCAAAUAAUGCAUUUUGUGGAAUUGAUUUUUUUAGACCACCUUGCUGUUACGAGCCUUAUUCCACAGCCAUACCUAGAGUGAACCCUGCUUUGCUAAGAGCAAGCCCCACCUCCCAUUUGCUCCCUCCUCCCAUCAGACGGCAACAGUGCUGAUGGCCAAGAUGCACUGGAGUGAGUGCUGGCAGCAGGCAGAGGUGCCUUCUCCUUCCCCAUGCUCAUGCUGAAGCACUAAGUGCUACAGGACACAUGGUUCCCCGGCCUUGGCACCUUGGUGUGCAGGGCACCAGGUAGAGAAGGCCAGGUGUUGCUCUAGUGCACCUAAGACUGUAAAAGCAUGUGAGGUGAGGGGACUCUGGGAAAGGCAGACCCUGGGCCACAGGCUGCAGAACUCCGUCUCCCUGUAGGUAGUCGACUGCUCUGUGAUGUGUUGCAUAGAAAAGAAACCCCACUGGCCCUUUUAUUCACUCCUAUUAUGAAAAAGUUGGCACUGACAGCCCUAUUGGCAAGUUAGUUUUUAAAACAUUCACUGGGCGGGACAAGUGAAGGUGUGACUGCUGGUAAGCCAGGGCUACUUUAGUUUUGAUAUUGUGCAAAGACCUCAUCUGAUGUAAGCAGCAGGCAGGCAAGGCUGGGAGGGGGCUGGCAUGGCACCUGCCGAUCUGAUCAUGACAUUUCAAUUCACAGUCUUGUAAGAAAAUUGUUUCAACCUGAAUCUUGACAUUAAAGUGUGUUCAAAAAAAUUGCCAGUUAGAUAAACUAAGUGUGUAAGACAAUUAAAUAGAAAAACAUUCAGACAUUUUCUUCCAUGUUCCUUCAAUGUGCUGUUUCUGGUGGACUUGUCAAGUUUCACUGGUUUUCAGUAGAUCAAAAAAAAAUGACAAAUAAUGUACGAUCUGCUGCAAACAAGCAUGGUCAUGGCCAACUCCAUUAUUGUUUCCUGAAAUGUGCUUCCAAGACAAGCUAUAUUUUAUUAUAAAGAGUGUUUGGAAACCUUGACAUCAGACAGUGGGUGUGUGUCACAUGGCUGUUCGGAGGCUGGGACGCAACCGAGCAAUAACUGCGUGCCAAACUGCCCUGCAGGUAAAUACAGAAACCAACUCAAGCCCGUGGAAACACAGUGCCUAGGCACCCAACCUGUAUUUUCUGGUAGACAUGUACUUUAUUGACUGUAAACUCAUUCACAUGUAACUUUUGACAUUUUCACUCUGCAAAUAAAGAACACAAGGAUCCCUG
Molecule: messenger RNA, 2287 nt
Organism: Manis pentadactyla (Chinese pangolin)
Lineage: Eukaryota; Metazoa; Chordata; Mammalia; Pholidota; Manidae
Gene: NSG1
Product: neuronal vesicle trafficking associated 1
Exons: 5
Coding region: 181-738 (185 amino acids)
Biological process (GO): clathrin coat assembly; endosomal transport; G protein-coupled dopamine receptor signaling pathway
Cellular component (GO): endosome; membrane
Molecular function (GO): clathrin light chain binding
Source: RefSeq, a predicted model, not a curated record